Prorocentrum cordatum is the source of this 1158-nucleotide messenger RNA. Lineage: Eukaryota; Dinophyceae; Prorocentrales; Prorocentraceae. The record is from the annotation of a GenBank genome assembly.
AUGGCGGAGGAGUCUCCGAAGAACGUUGCCAUCGAGAUCGUGCACCACGAGCACGGGUUUGAGCUGCUGCCCAAGUUCGUGCCUGAGUUCCAGGAGUGGCAACGCACCAGCGGGACGACGGGCGGCAUGAUCGGGGCGCUCAUUUCCAUGGCGUUUUUCGACAAGAAGGAGAGCGGGGACCUCUUGACGAAGGACAUGAAGACGGGGGCGCGGCAUGAGCUGGUGAACAGCAAGAUCUGGCGCUCGUUCCUGGAUGACGUCUUCGACUACCAGCUCGGGCUGGCGCGCGGGGCAGCGGGCGAGACGGAUGCGGCCCGGUUUCAGGACGCGCAGCGUUUGCUCGCGCACAGGCCAGGCCAUGCGGAGUUUCUCGUCAGCAGCGAGAUCCACGGCCCGGCGCCCGAGGUGGACACGCAGGCGUUCCUGAUGGGUGACCCGAAGCGGUUCGAGCUCUUGCAGACAUGGCGCCCGGAGGACCCGCGCUUGACGUUUGUGCGCUUCGCGGAGCCCAGCGCCAGCGCAGACUUCUCGAGCGCGUCAUCUGCAAAGGUGGCGAACGAUCUCAAAGCUUUCCUGGAGAUCGCUGGCGACAGGGCGGACUUGGUGAAGAAUUCCACUGUGAAGGGCUUGCUGACCUCUUACGUGAAGAUCAAGGAGACCUCUGGCGACCCUGCGCUGUCGCGGGAGUUGCUUAUGGAGAUGGCAGAGUACAGGUUGGACUGCCCGAGACAGGGGAGAGCGCAGGUUGCCCUGCCCGAGUUCUCCGCGGACGGCCUGGCUGCGAUCUUGAAGCUGCUGCAGGGCCGGAUGAACAAGCAGCAGUGCCCGAUGCAUGCCCACGUGUUCGCAGAGGCGAAGGCCCGCGGCGACGCAGAGGCUGGGAAGGCGAGCGCGGCCAGCCAGGGGGAGAUAGGGGUCGCCGACGCCGCCGGCAAGCCGCCAGAGGCUCAGGCCGGGCCCGCGGCGGGCAGCCUGGCCGACGCCGCUGCCCAGCCGCCAGAGGCGGGGGCCGCGGCGGGCAGCCAGGCGGGCGACGCUGCCGAGGCCGAGGUGCAGGAUCAGGAGAAGCUGGGGACAAAGUCGAGGUUCUCGCGAAGGGCGAGUGGGCGGGGUUGCGCGCUGAGGUCGUGCGGGUCACGGACACGCAGUGCGCCGUGA